AUGCCUACACUAGACUCGGAUCCCGCCAACGGGCUUGAUAAUUACGAUGUUGACGACUUUUCUGACGAUCCCUUUGCAUCACCCCCUCCAGAAGCGGCCAACAAGAAGCGAAAAGAGCCAGAUUCUGGUCUAGGUAUUGAUGAGGAGGUUGAUGUCAAGAAGAGAGCUCGAGUUCCCAACGUGAAGCUCGACGAAGAGAGAUUACUUGGACCAAAAGGUAUUCCCAAGUUAAGGCAAAGGGCGAGGGACCUCAAGAUUAAGGGCAAAGGCCAUGAAUUCUCUGACGCCUCUCGACUUCUAUCCUUCUAUCAACUAUGGCUAGAUGAUCUCUUUCCCAAAGCCAAAUUUCUCGACGCCCUUACCAUGGUCGAAAAGGCCGGCCACAAGAAACGAGUCAUGAUAGCACGAAACGAUUACAUCAACGAGAACAAGCCCAAAGACAGAACUGCAGAUGAUGAGGACGAGGACGAUUUAUUCGGUGAAAACGAUACAUCAAGACCUGCAGAGCAGGAGGGCACAAGACCAACAGAACCCGCAAGACCAAGAACACCAGAGCAAGACACAGGCGUACCAGACGAUGACGAUCUCUACGAUGCUACACCACAGGCUGCACGACAAACUUCAGGACCGAUUGUACCCAUCCGCAACGACGUUCCAGAAGAUGAUGAUUUCGAGGCUCUUAUCGCCGAGGCAGCAAGUCACGACGCAGCUCAGAAAGCGAAAACAAACCAUACGACAGCGGAGCCAGACGACGAUGACCUAGAUGCACUCAUGGCGGAGGCAGAAGUGCAAGACACCGCGAGGAAACCAGAGGCACCACGGGCUGAACCGGAUGACGAUGAUCUAGAUGCGCUGAUGGCAGAAGCUGAGGGUCAUGAUCAGACAAGCAAAGAGAAGAGUCGAGGAUCGAAAGAUAAGGAGACAAAUAAUUUUGAUGAUGAAGAGGCUGCUAUGCAAGAGAUGGAUGGGUUAUGGUAA
Fusarium redolens is the source of this 978-nucleotide messenger RNA. Its product is annotated as replication fork protection component Swi3-domain-containing protein. Gene Ontology annotation, cellular component: replication fork protection complex; nucleus. Gene Ontology annotation, biological process: DNA replication checkpoint signaling; replication fork processing; DNA damage response. The transcript has 3 exons. Bases 1 to 978 code for a protein of 325 amino acids. Lineage: Eukaryota; Fungi; Ascomycota; Sordariomycetes; Hypocreales; Nectriaceae. Gene Ontology annotation, molecular function: DNA binding. The record is from RefSeq and is a predicted model, not a curated record.